AUGGGAAAUAGGAAUAAUGUCACCUUCUUUAUUCUCCUGGGACUUUCUCAAAACAAGAACAUCGAGGUCUUCUGCUUUGUGUUAUUUCUAUUUUGCUACCUAGCGAUUUGGGUGGGAAAUGUGCUCAUCAUGAUUUCCAUCACGUGCACUCAGCUCAUUGAGCAACCCAUGUAUUUCUUCCUCAAUUACCUCUCCCUCUCUGAUCUCUGCUACACCUCCACUGUGACACCCAAACUAAUGACUGAUUUACUGGCAGAAAGGAGGGUCAUAUCCUAUCAUCACUGUAUGACACAGCUCUUUUCUACCCAUUUAUUCGGAGGCGUCGAGAUCCUCCUCCUCACCGGAAUGGCCUAUGACCGCUAUGUGGCCAUCUGUAAACCCCUGCACUACAUGGUCAUCAUGAACAGGCAGAGGUGUCACGUGAUCAUCCUCGCCUGUUGUGCUGGAGGAUUCGUGCACUCAGCCAGUCAGUUUCUUCUCACCAUCUUCCUACCCUUCUGCGGCCCCAAUGAGAUAGAUCACUACUUCUGUGACGUGUACCCUUUGCUGAAGUUAGCCUGUGCGAACACACACUGGAUAGGUCUCUUAGUCAUCGCUAAUUCAGGCUUGAUUGCUUUGGUGACGUUUGUGGUGUUGAUGCUGUCUUACUUCUUUAUACUGUACACCAUCAGGACCUACUCUGUGGAGAGCCGCCACAAAGCCCUUUCCACCUGCAGCUCCCACAUCACUGUGGUGGUCCUGUUUUUCGCACCGGCUUUGUUCAUUUACAUUAGACCCAACGUCACUUUCCCAGAGGACAAAGUGUUCGCCCUCUUCUACACCAUCCUUGCCCCCAUGUUCAACCCUCUGAUCUACACGCUGAGGAACACGGAGAUGAAGAAUGCCAUGAGGAAGGUUUGGUGCCCUCAAAGGCUCCUGAGUGGAAAAUAA
This is a messenger RNA of Dipodomys ordii (Ord's kangaroo rat), 930 nucleotides long. RefSeq names its product olfactory receptor 4P4-like. The transcript has a single exon. Lineage: Eukaryota; Metazoa; Chordata; Mammalia; Rodentia; Heteromyidae. Gene Ontology annotation, molecular function: G protein-coupled receptor activity; olfactory receptor activity. Bases 1 to 930 code for a protein of 309 amino acids. Gene Ontology annotation, biological process: G protein-coupled receptor signaling pathway. The record is from RefSeq and is a predicted model, not a curated record. Gene Ontology annotation, cellular component: membrane.